AUGCUGAAGCGGUCCUCCGGACCCUCCAGCGAAGACGGACGAAGGCUGGACAGGCCCCUCGGACCCUCCAGCGAAGACGAAUGUUGGCUGGACAGGCCCCUCGGACCCCUCCAGCGGAGACGGACGAAGGCUGGACAGGCCCCUCGGACCCUCCAGCGAAGACGAAUGUUGGCUGGACAGGCCCCUUGGACCCCUCCAGCGGAGACGGACGAAGGCGGGACAGGCCCCUCGGACCCUCCAGCGAAGACGAAUGGUGGCCGGACAGGCCCCUCGGACCCUCCAGCGAAGACGAAUGUUGGCUGGACAGGCCCCUUGGACCCCUCCAGCGGAGACGGACGAAGGCUGGACAGGCCCCUCGGACCCUCCAGCGAAGACGAAUGUUGGCUGGACAGGCCCCUUGGACCCCUCCAGCGGAGACGGACGAAGGCUGGACAGGCCCCUCGGACCCUCCAGCGAAGACGAAUGUUGGCUGGACAGGCCGAUUGGACCCCUCCAGCGGAGACGGACGAAGGCUGGACAGGCCCCUCGGACCCUCCAGCGAAGACGAAUGUUGGCUGGACAGGCCCCUUGGACCCCUCCAGCGGAGACGGACGAAUGCUGGACAGGCCCCUUGGACCCCUCCAGCGGAGACGGACGAAGGCUGGACAGGCCCCACGGACCCUCCAGCUAAGACGAAUGUUGGCUGGACAGGCCCCUUGGACCCCUCCAGCGGAGACGGACGAAGGCUGGACAGGCCCCACGGACCCUCCAGCUAAGACGAAUGCUGAAGCGGUCCUCCGGACCCUCCAGCGAAGACAGAAGGCUGAAGCGGUCCCCCGGACCCUCCAGCAAAGACAGAAUGGAUGAGCCCCCAAUUCUGUUACGACCCGGCUCAUAGCCGCAACAUAAAAGAAGAUGAAUACCAGUUUGUGGGAUGAGAAGAGGCUUUAUCUUAAAAUGGACAACCAGGUUGGCUAAAAAUGGCUGGGGCCACUAAGGCAAACACAACAAAAGAGAUGGACAAAAUGGUGAACGGAGAACUAAACUAUACUGGGAAAACUAAACUACUGACCCUGAACAGAAACACAAACCUGAACACGAAUAACAGCGAGCAGAAAACAGAUGACGGUUGGGCAGCAGGGAAACACACGGAUGAGACACGGUGGAUACACAGACGGACCAGCCAAACUACAAAGACAGAGGACGCGACUUAAAUACACACAGGGAAACACAGGGAGAUUACACACAGGUGGGGAACACAGCUGGGAAUAAUCAACAAGACGAGACAGAGGCAAAACUGAACACACACAUGAGACGCAGACCUUCACAAUAAAACAGGAAACGAGAACACUACACCAAGACGCAGACCUGACACUGAGAGACAGAAUGACACAUGGACCCUGAACUAAACUAAACGUGAGAUACAACUGAGAACAAAAUCCUUAAACAUGACAUAAAACAAAACACUGACAACAUUAAAUCAUAACACUUUUGUUUAGGAUUUGAAAGCUAUGGUGGUCCAAAGAUACAAAGAGUCCAAACAAACAGAAAACCUGACUGUGGCAAAGACUUCUGCAGUUAGUUUGACAUCUGAUAUGUGGACCUCCAGAGUUGGCACUUCGUCUUGUAAUCUGAAGGUUGCUGGUUCGAGCCCUGGCUUGGACAGUCUUGGUCAUUGUGUCCUUGGGCAAGACACUUCACCCAUUGCCUACUGGUGGUGGUCAGAGGGAGGGCCUGGUGGCGCCAGUGUCUGCCAGCCUCGCCUCUGUCAGUGUGCCCCAGGCCAUUUUUUUUUUUACCAUUUUAUUGUAUUUAGUUACUUUUAUUCGUUUUUUCCUUGCAACCGCUGCUUCGCCUGUGCCCUGUGAAAAGGUAUUUUCAAAAGCAGGGGAAAUCCUCUCAAAAAAGAGGAACCGUCUUAAUCCCAGCACUGUGGAAAAGCUGCUAUUUUUCAAUAAAAAAAAGAAAACUUCUCCCUAGUGUCAUAGGCACUGUUAUAAAGUCACAAGCACAUCACAACUCCCUCCCUAUUUGUUUCCAUGUACAUUCCUGUGUUAAGCUGCCAAUCUGUUAUACACAAACAUUAAUAUAAUAUUAAAUAUAACUAAUAUUUAGAGUUCAGUUAUUGAUGACACUAGUUUGUGUCAUUACCCAGAUGUACAUAAGCAUGAUUACACAGCUUUACAAUCAUUCCAAAACUCUGUUCUGAAAGUUUCCACAGUUUUUGUAUCAGACAUACUGAGACAAUAUUCGGGAUAAAUAACCAUGAAAACAGCUCCAGAGAAAAUACCAAACUAUACCCAAUUUACAGUACUAUACUUUGAAUAGUCUCAUCUUUGAGCUUAGAAUAAAGGGAAACUAUAAGAGGUGAGAGGGAUAUUUCACUGGAUUCUGACUCUGGGUGACCCCCACUCCUUACCUUUUCACCCACAGCCAAGAUUACUGAACAGUUUCUGAGAAAAUUAAUCCUAAACUUUAUACAAAUAACCGUACUUUUAAUAUUCACAUCUUUGAGCUCAUUUUAAAGGAAAACUAUAGGAGAUGACACAGAUUUCACUGGUUUCUGACUCAGGGUCAUCCCCACUCUUUACCCUGUGACGCACAGCCAAAAUUACUGUACAGUUUUUAGAGAAAAUUAAUACUAAACAUUACCCAAAUUACAUUACUGUACUUUGAAUGAAUGCCCUAGAGUCAGGAUCUAGUGAAAUAUCUCUGUCACCUCU
Messenger RNA from Pelmatolapia mariae (spotted tilapia), 2702 nucleotides. RefSeq names its product collagen alpha-1(I) chain-like. Bases 1 to 846 code for a protein of 281 amino acids. NCBI's taxonomy places the organism in Eukaryota, Metazoa, Chordata, Actinopteri, Cichliformes, Cichlidae. The transcript is spliced from 2 exons. The record is from RefSeq and is a predicted model, not a curated record.